AUACGCAACGCGGGCCGGUUUCUCCAGCGUGUGGCGCCCCCUGGUGGUAGCCGGGCUUCGAUGCCACGGCCUGACCGGAGUGUCCGCCAUGGAGUCGCAGAAAGAGGCGCGAAUACUCCAAGAGCCCGUGGCGCGGCCUCCUGGGGCCUCAAGGUCUCAGACGCCGAACGCCAAAGAGCGGCAGGAGGGCGGCCCAGUGCCGGCGGCGGCUGCCCUGGGUGCAGAGGCGGACGACGACAGUGCGGACCGGCUGUGGGAGCUGCCGGUGGAGCCAGCCAAACGGAGGCCCGAAUGCAGCCGCUGCAGCCGGCCUCAGAAAGUGUGUUUGUGUCCAUUUCUCCCAGCGCACCCUCUGCAUAUCUCUACCCAUUUGUACAUAAUUCAGCAUCCAGCAGAGGAAAACAAAGUGUUGCGUACAGUUCCUCUACUAGCAGCAUGCCUCCCCCAGGACAAGUGUAAAGUAAAGAUUGGUCGUCGCUUCAGUGAAGAAAGAGAUCCUGAACUUUCAACUGUUUGCCGGAAGUCUGGUACAUUAAUAUUAUAUCCUGGGGCUGAAGCUGCUAAUUUGGAAGAAUUUAUAUUAGAUUCUCCUGUUUAUCCUUCUACAAUCAUCAUCAUUGAUGGUACAUGGAGCCAGGCUAAGGACAUUUUCUAUAAGAAUUCCUUGUUCCGACAUCCCAAACAGCAAGAAGACUUCCAUUUGCAAGCCAGGAAGAGAACUCUCACCAGGACUGUGACCAUGCAGGUGCAGUUAAAAACUAGCAUUUCUAGUCAGUAUGUAAUUCGGAUGCAACCGACUAAUAGAUGCCUUUCUACACUGGAGUGUGCAGCUGUUGCUCUUUCCAUCUUGGAGAAAAAUAAUUACAUACAAGAGACUUUGCUUCGCCCUCUUCAAGCUUUAUGCUCUUUUCAACUUCAGCAUGGUGCCCAAAUUCGCCUCAGCAAGGAACACCUUCUGAAAAAUGGAUUAUAUACUAAACCAAUGCCAAAGAACAAACGCAAACUCAGGAAAAUGGAAUUGUUAAUGAAUAGCGUUAAAAUUUAGUACAGUUAUUCUUUUGGUGCUAGCUUACCUGUCUUCAUCUAACAAUACCAAGUUAAGUUUUCAUAUAGUUUAGGUCUGUAGGUUUUUGACUUGCUGAAGAAUGAGAAUUGCAUACUAAUCUUACCCAGAAGAAGGAAGUAAACCAAAUAUUCAUAAAAACAAAUAAACAAAAAUUCACUGGCUCACUGAAAAGCAGGAUUUCAUAUUGUACUUGUUUUUAAAAAUGUGCCUCUAAUACAUGUUUUCAAACCCAAAAUUAAAAUGUGAUUCGUUGUUGAGAUGGGUUAGAAAUUCUUACUUGUAAAAUAGAAGGAAAUUGUCGUAGUGGAUUGGAACGGUGUUGUUUCCAUUAGUGUUUAUACAUAAUUAGGUGUAGACCAAUAAUAUAAGAUACCUACAUUGGUUUGCAGUCCUAACUGUAUAGUUUGAAGUAAGUAGCAAAAGAAAAUAUAAUUACCAAGUUUUAUUAUUUUGUAAAAUAGUAUAAAGGAAUAAGGAAACUUUAAAUAUUAUUUAGGGGCUAAAUUUGAACUCAGCUAAUAUGAUUUAAGUGCUCUAUUAAUUGCCCUGAUUUUUAAAGAGGUGCAUGUAAUUUUGAAAUAGCACACAUUUUCAUUUGUAAUCACUCUGGAUAAAUUUGUAUUUUUCAAUGUUCAUUGAACAGGCUGAUUGACUUUGGUAAACUUAUUUUAUUGAUGUUUUCAUAUGGAAAAUAAUAAGUGGAAUAUGAUACAACUGUUAUUUUCGGAACAUAUUUCUUUAGGGCUAUUUAAGAUAACCUUUUUAAUGGGCAAAAACUUUGAAUUUGAGAGAAAAAAUUCCUCCUGCUUUGUGGAAAAAUAUUUGCUGGGAUUUUGUAUGGAAUAAGAGACAUGUAUGUAACAUAUAUUUAUAUGCAGCCUAAGUCUACUGCAAUUAUGUACACAUCUUGGCAAGAAGAGGGGAUUUUGUUUAGUCUUUGUUUAUGACUUCUAGAGUUUCUGUAUCUGGUGUUAAGUUGUAAGGAAAAACUAAACAUGCAAUUUAAAGGUAAACUUGGUAACUAUUUAUAGAGCAUAUACCAAUGAUUAUUUCCCACAGUUUUCAUGCUCGUUUGUUUAUUAUUUACUUGGAUUAGACUCAUUAAAAGCUAUAAUGCUGGUCACAAUUAGAAUGCUAAUAUUUGGGGAAACUAUGCAGAAAAUAUUUUGAAGUAUUAAAAGUUAGAGUGCUA
Messenger RNA from Macaca mulatta (Rhesus monkey), 2258 nucleotides. It is a transcript of the gene DTWD2, whose product is annotated as DTW domain containing 2. The record is from RefSeq and is a predicted model, not a curated record. Lineage: Eukaryota; Metazoa; Chordata; Mammalia; Primates; Cercopithecidae.